Molecule: messenger RNA, 4836 nt
Organism: Pseudozyma hubeiensis SY62
Lineage: Eukaryota; Fungi; Basidiomycota; Ustilaginomycetes; Ustilaginales; Ustilaginaceae
Exons: 1
Coding region: 1-4836 (1611 amino acids)
Biological process (GO): vesicle transport along actin filament; actin filament organization
Cellular component (GO): myosin complex; vesicle; actin cytoskeleton
Molecular function (GO): microfilament motor activity; ATP binding; actin filament binding
Source: RefSeq, a predicted model, not a curated record
AUGGCACCCGCAGCUGCCGAUCUUCUCGCGGCGUUUGUGCCCGGCACCAGAACCUGGUUCCCGGACAAGGAACUAGGCUGGGUCGGCGCAACGCUCGCCAAGCCCGUCACAAAGAGCGCUUCCGGCGAUAUCACGCUCGAGUUUACCCUCGAUGACACGGGCGCGACAAAGACCGUCACCACUUCCGACGCCAAACUAGCAGCAAAGGACGGCGAAGACCAGCUGCCACCGUUGCGCAACCCGCCGCUCCUUGAAGCCACCGACGAUCUCACCAACCUGAGUUACCUCAACGAACCUUCCGUCUUGCACACCAUUCUCAACAGAUACUCGCAGCGCAUCAUCUACACCUACUCCGGCAUCGUGCUUAUUGCCGUCAAUCCUUUCUACGGUCUCAGCCUCUACAGCCCCGAAAUCAUCCAGGCCUACUCGGGCAGACGCAAGGGCGAGCUCGAGCCACAUCUCUUCGCCAUCGCUGAAGAUGCCUACCGAUGCAUGAUCCGCGACGAAAAGGACCAGACCAUCGUCGUCAGCGGUGAGUCUGGUGCCGGUAAGACCGUCUCUGCCAAGUACAUCAUGCGCUACUUUGCCACUGUCGAGGAUCCCGAUCGUCCCGGCAGUCGCAAGGCUGGCUCAUCAGGCAAGGACACCAGCGGCAUGAGCGAGACCGAACAGCAGAUCCUGGCCACCAACCCGAUCAUGGAGGCCUUCGGUAACGCCAAGACGACCCGCAACGACAACUCGUCCCGAUUCGGAAAGUAUCUCGAAAUUCUCUUUGACAAGAGCCACGAGAUCGUCGGUGCCAAGAUGCGUACCUACCUCCUCGAACGCUCGCGUCUUGUAUACCAGCCGGAAACCGAACGAAACUACCACAUCUUCUACCAACUCUGUGCGGGCGCACCCUCCUCCGAAAAGAAGGAUCUUGGCCUCGAAGACGCCUCCAAGUUCUUCUACCUCAACCAAGGUGGAGCCGGCAGCCACAUUAUCAACGGUGUCAACGAUGCAGAGGAUUUCAAGGCGACACAAAAGGCGCUCAGCACCGUCGGCCUCACCAUCGAGCGUCAGUGGAACAUCUUCCGUCUCUUGGCUGCGCUCCUACACCUCGGAAACGUCAAUAUUACUGCUGCACGAAACGACGCCGUCCUGGCCGACGACGAGCCGAGCCUCUUCAUUGCCACCCGCAUGCUCGGAAUCGACUCGUCCGAAUUCCGCAAGUGGACCGUCAAGAAGCAGCUCCAGACCCGAGGCGAAAAGGUGAUCUCGAACCUCACCCAGGCGCAGGCUAUCGUGGUACGUGACUCGGUCUCCAAGUACGUCUACACUUGCCUCUUCGAUUGGCUUGUCGACCAGAUGAACCGCUCGCUUGCGCUCGGAUCCUCCAAGUCGCGCGAGUCCAUGAUCGGUGUCUUGGAUAUCUACGGUUUCGAGCGAUUCAAGGUCAAUUCGUACGAACAGUUCUGCAUCAACUACGCCAACGAGCGUCUCCAGCACGAGUUCAACCACCAUGUCUUCAAGCUGGAGCAGGAAGAGUACCUGCAAGAGCAGAUUUCGUGGACUUUUAUCGACUUCUCCGACAACCAGCCAUGCAUCGACAUGAUCGAGGGCAAGCUUGGUAUCCUCUCCUUGCUCGACGAAGAGUCGCGUCUGCCUUCGGGUUCGGACGAGUCGUUCGUCCAGAAGCUCUACACCCAGAUGGACCGACGACCCGAGUUUAAGAACGCUUUCAAAAAGCCUCGCUUCGGCACUACUGGCUUCACCGUCUGCCACUACGCUCUUGACGUCGAGUACUCGAGCGCAGGCUUCGUCGAGAAGAACAAGGACACGGUCCCCGAUGAGCAUCUCAACCUCCUCAACAAUACCAGCAAUCCCUUCCUCAAGGAGGUCCUCGACACGGCCGUCAACCUGCACAAGCCCGACGACCCGAACGAAUCUUCCGCCGACUCGGCGGUUGCCAAGCCCGCACCUCGCAAGUUGCCCGGCGCCAGCAUCAAGAAACCUACGCUUGGUUCGCAAUUCAAGACGUCGCUCGUCAGCCUCAUGCACACGAUCGACAGCACGAACGUCCACUACAUCCGCUGCAUCAAGCCCAACGAAGCCAAGAAGGCCUGGGAGGUCGAGCCGCAGAACGUCCUCGGACAGCUGCGUGCUUGCGGUGUGCUCGAAACCAUCCGCAUCAGCUGUGCUGGUUACCCGUCGCGCUGGACGUUUGCUGACUUUGCCGAGCGGUACUACAUGCUCGUCUCCUCCGAUCGCUGGAACAUGUCGGACAUGGACAAAGUCAAGGCGCUGGCCACCCACAUCCUCACCACCACCAUCACUGAGAAGGACAAGUACCAGACCGGUCUCACCAAGAUCUUCUUCCGAGCCGGCAUGCUCGCCCAGUUCGAGCAGAGGCGUACCGACCGCCUCAAUGCGGUCACCACCGUCAUCCAGAAGAACCUGCGUCGUCACGUCCAGCAGAAAAAGUACCAGGCGAUGCGGACCAACUCGGUCAAGUCCCAGUCGUGGUGGCGAAUGCGCUUGGCGAUCAAGCAUGUCAACGAUCUUCGACAGGCCACCGCCGCCACCAAGAUCCAGACGAUCACGCGCGGCUUCCUGGCGCGCAAACAGUACCAGACGACGCGCCAGGCCGUCAUCAAGAUCCAGAGCGUCGUCCGUGGACGCGCCGUGCGAUCCACGUACAAGACGGCCAAGAUCGACUUUGCCGCUGCACGUCUCCAAGCGCUUCUGCGCGGUGCCAUGGCGCGCCGCCAGUACCGCAAAGAGAAGCAAGGCGUCAUCCACCUCCAGUCGUGCUACCGUCGUCGCCUCGCCAAAAAGGAGCUCGUCGCCCGCCGAAACGAAGCCCGAUCCGUCUCGCACUUCAAGGAGGUCUCGUACAAGCUCGAAAACAAGGUCGUGGAGCUCACGCAGAACUUGCAGAAACGCAUCAAGGACAACAAGGAGCUCUCGUCCAAGAUCAAGGCGCUCGAAGCCCAGAUCCUCACGUGGCAAGGCAAGCACGAGGAAGUCGAAGGCAAGAACCGUGGCCUCACCGAGGAGCUCGCCAAGCCUACCGUCGCCAUGGCCGAGUUUGAGGCGCUCGUGGCCGCCAAGAGGGAGCUCGACGCCAAGCAGGAGGCCUCGCUCAAGCGCAUCGCGGAGCAGGACAAGCGCAUCAACGACCUCACCGCCGAGAUCGAGCGCCAAGCCGACGAGCUGCAGGCGCGGUCAGAGGCCCUCAACGGCGCCACCAAGUCGUCCGAGGACGACGUCGCCACCAUCAACACGCUUCGAUCCGAGGUCGCCGGCCUGCGCGAGCAGCUCAACCGUGCCAACGCGCUCAACACGCUGCAGAAGAACUCGCAGCGCAUCGAGAACGCCGCACCGCCUGUGUUCAACAUGUCGACCGGCAAGGAGAACGGCUAUGCGGCUGGCGGAAGCAAGCGCCGUCCUCGUCGUCACAGCGAAGCUGGCCCGUGGAGCGAUGCCCCUGCUGGCCGCGACGAGCACGAGGAGGCCAUGAUGGCUGCCAAGCGCAGCGCUGCCACCGCCAACCGACAUGUCUCGGUCGCGUUUGGCCUUGAGGGUCAUCAGAUCCCCGGCUUCGGUCAGCGCAACGGCUACGACGACGAAUACGAUGAGGACGACCCGUCCGAGGAGAUCAUCCGCAUCCUCGAGAACGAAGAGCAGCUCGACGAGGACGUCCUCAAUGGGCUCAUCCGCUUCCUCAAGGUGCCGGCACCGAGCCUGCAGAACCCUCCGUCACCCAAGGAGGUGCUCUUCCCGGCGCACCUCAUCUCGCUGGUCACCAACGAGAUGUGGAAGUACGGGCUGGUGCGCGAAUCGGAGCGCUUCCUCGCCAACGUCAUGCAGACGAUCCAGCAGCACGUCAUGUCGUUCCAAGGCGAAGAGGCCAUCAUCCCGGGCAUCUUCUGGCUCUCCAACGUGCACGAGAUCCUUUCGUUUGUCUGCAUCGCCGAGAGCGACAUGCUGCAAGGUAUCGGCCCUGGCGUCGACGGGGCCGCCCGCUCGUUUGAGUGGGGUGACUACGAGCGACUUGUCACCAUCGUCAAGCACGAUCUGGACUCGCUCGAGUACAACAUCUACCACACGUGGAUGCAGGAGGCCAAGAAGCGUCUGCACAAGAUGGUGAUCCCAGCCUUGGUCGAGAGCCAGUCGCUGCCCGGCUUUGUGACGAGCGACCACUCGGGCCGACUGUUCAACCGAUUGCUUUCGAACAACUCGACGCCUACGCACACGAUGGAUGACAUUCUGGGCAUCCUCAACAAGGUGUGGAAGAGUCUCAAGAGCUACUACGUGGAGCCUUCGGUGACGCAGCAGGUGGUGACGGAGCUGCUGAAGCUGAUCGGCGUCACGAGCUUCAACGACCUGCUGAUGCGAAGGAACUUUUGCUCGUGGAAGCGCGCCAUGCAGAUCCAAUACAACAUCACUCGUAUCGAAGAAUGGUGCAAGUCGCAUGACAUGCCCGAAGGCACGCUGCAGCUGGAGCAUCUGAUGCAGGCGACCAAGCUGCUUCAGCUCAAGAAGGCAACGUUGGGCGAUAUCGACAUCAUCUACGACGUUUGCUGGAUGCUGACGCCGACGCAAAUCCAGAAGCUCAUCUCGCACUACUACGUAGCUGACUACGAGAAUCCGAUCUCGCCCGAGAUCCUCAAGGCGGUAGCAUCGAGGGUGGUGCCCAACGACAGGAACGACCACCUGCUAUUGCCGCCCGAGGUGGACGAGGCUGGUCCGUACGAGCUGCCGUUGCCGAGAGAAGUGACGGGCAUCGAGACGUACUGCCCGGCGUACAUUUCGGUACCUGCCAUUCGACGCUUGGCGAGCCGCGUAGCGUAA